AGACUUGAGGGAUACGUAGACUCUCGGCCAACGUACGGCUACAGGGCUACUUACAAAUAUCUAUAUAUGUACUGGUGAUCUGCAAGCUCGAACAAAACCCAAGAGUCUUACAAGGUUCAACGAACUGUUACGUGAAUAUAAUAAAGGUUCUUUUUCGGUUUUAUUGUCUGCUUUUAACACAACGUACGUUCGAUCGAGGAGAGGCUUUUUUUCUGGGUCCGUCGAGAAGCAGAUUAAUUCAGUCUACUACUGGUACGUAAAACUAAGAAUGAGCUACUACCCGCGUGGGCGCCUUCAAGAGAACGGGGCUAGGGACGAGGACGUGGAGAAGCAAGUUGCCAACAAUAAUGGACUUAAUUCAGAAGAAAAGAAAACAACAAAAAUGAAAAUUCUCCACCCACAUGGGCAACCCCUUCGAGUCUGGAGUUGGAUUUUUGUAGUGUCCUGUGUUAUUGCAGUAUCAGUGGUGGACCCGUUGUUCUUUUACGUUCCUGUGAUAGACAGAGAUGAAAAGUGUCUUGCGUUGGAUACAAGAUUAAAAAGCAUAGCUAUUUGUUUGCGAGCUUUCACCGACGUGAUUUAUUUUGUGAAUAUCAUUUUGCAAUUUGUCUGCCCAUAUAUUGAAGAGGGAGCUCGUAAAGUUGGACGAAUUAAGUUUGUAACGAGUCCUUCGCCAAUAGCGAAGAGGUACAUGUUGUCGUGGCGCUUCCUAAUUGACAUUCUCGCUAUUCUUCCACUUCCACAGAGAUGAGAGGCGCAAGAUAUUUGGAUAUGAGGAAGGUUCUGACUGGUAUUGUUCUUGUCCAAUAUGUGCCAAGAGUUAUGCGGAUCUACAUAUCAUGGAGGAAACUUGUCAGAACUGCUAACAUAGUUGCUCGAAUUAUAUGGCUUAAAGCUGCAUUCAAUUUCUUUCUGUACAUCCUUGCCAGUCAUGUACUGGGUGCCCUUUGGUACUUAUUUUCUAUCGAACGAGAGACGGCAUGCUGGCACGGAGCUUGUGAAAAGCUAAAGCGAUCAUGUACCCGAGUACUUUCAGUUGUCAUAAGAGAUCCCCCAGUUUGGGAAAUUACACAUUUUUAAAUGAUUAUUGUCCUCUUGAUAAAGCAAGAAAGUCGAAAUUUGAUCUUGGAAUAUUUCUUGAUGCCAUUGAAUAUGGUACCGUCGAGUCGAAAGAUUUUCCCAAAAAGAUGUUGCACUGUUUCUGGUGGGGACUGAAAAAUUUGAGUUCUUUCGGUCAAAACCUUCAAACCACCAACUAUUUCUGGGAAAACUGCUUUGCGGUUUUUAUUUCCAUCUCUGGCUUGCUCCUCUUUUUGUAUUUCAUUGGUAAUGUGCAGACAUAUAUUCAGUUGACAACCGCAAGGACAGAGGAAGUUAUACAGAAGAUGAAAAUCAAAGAAAGAGAUAUAGAGUUGUGGAUAUCAAGGAACAACUUCGGUGAUGAUAUUAAACCACAUAUCAUGCCCAACAUACAACGGGUAUUGGAACAAAAUAUAGAUGUCGAUCCCCAGAAUCCGCUACCUCAUCUUCCCAUUGAAAUAAGAAAGGAUAUUAAGCGCCAUCUUUGCUUGCCCAUGCUAAAGAAAGUGCCAAUGUUGCAGACAAGUGAAAAACACAUGUUACAAUCCAUCUGCGACAGUCUCAAGCCAGUGUACUACAACGAGCGCACCUAUAUUGUUCGUGAAGGUGAACCCCUUGAUACGAUGCUCUUCGUCACGCAAGGCAUUAUUUGGAACUUCACAACCAGUCGUAGGGUUGAUGGAACUUUCUUAAGCGGAGAGUGUAUUGAAAGAGGUAAUUUCUAUGGAGAAGAACUUCUAGCUUGGGGGUUCAGAGGCUCCCCCGAACCCAACCUUUCGGACCUUCCAGUCUCCACCAAAACUGUCAAAACCCAUACAAAAGUAGAAGGUUUUGUUCUAACGGCCAACGACUUGAACACUCUGAUUUCCAGGAGGCCGAUUGAAGCAGCUUUUGCUUUACAAGCUGCUUGGCGGCGCUUUAAUGGAAAGAAGAAAGGUGAAUCAAUGUCCACCAAUUUUGCAAGGAGGCGGCCAAAACGCUGUCAUUCUCAUUCUUCAAGACGCUUCAAGACGAUUUAA
Messenger RNA from Juglans microcarpa x Juglans regia, 2099 nucleotides. RefSeq names its product cyclic nucleotide-gated ion channel 1-like. The transcript is spliced from 8 exons. NCBI's taxonomy places the organism in Eukaryota, Viridiplantae, Streptophyta, Magnoliopsida, Fagales, Juglandaceae. The record is from RefSeq and is a predicted model, not a curated record. The coding region runs from base 1017 to 2099 and encodes 360 amino acids.